Messenger RNA from Saccostrea cuccullata (small rock oyster), 1355 nucleotides. RefSeq names its product negative elongation factor A-like. Gene Ontology annotation, biological process: negative regulation of transcription elongation by RNA polymerase II. The annotation marks the transcript as partial. The record is from RefSeq and is a predicted model, not a curated record. Gene Ontology annotation, cellular component: NELF complex. The transcript is spliced from 10 exons. Lineage: Eukaryota; Metazoa; Mollusca; Bivalvia; Ostreida; Ostreidae.
GAAAAUUUCUUUUCAAUAUGGCUUCCGGCGACACUGCACUAUGGCUUCACAAUAAAUUAGGAUCUACGGACGAUCUCUGGUCAGGCAAGACAAUAUGUUCCCAACUAAGUCAGAACAAGUUACAGAGUAUCCAUGCUUGUUUUCACACCUUACAGCCGCAUGUGAAGGUCAAACUCAUGCUGUCGUUUCUGCACAUCCCAAGGCGAAACGUAGAACAGUGGAAAGGUGACCUUGAGGAUAUUCUGGCAUUAGCAACACAUGACACAGAUCAGUGGGUGUCGACCAUCGCGGAAAUCCUCCAGACUUACCCCAGUACAGGAUGUCUAAAUUUAGAACUUGAUAACAGUAACUCCACCUUCAUGGAAAUUCUUACAGACCUCAGUAAAGUGGUGAAGAAGUGUGCGGGAGUGAGGAUGCUACCCAUGGAAUGCCAGUUCCUGAAUAAGACGGCACUAGUAGCCACCACUGGACCCCUCCCCCAGCCCGUCAAACACUUCGCCCUGAAACGGAAACCCAAGUCAGCCAUCCUCAGAGCCGAACUUUUACAGAAAUCCUCGGAAGUGGCCAACAAUAAAAAAAACAAUGCUCCUAACAGUGUUCCCUACAAAGUCCGCAGCUUUGCCAAAAAGAUGGACGACACCACCCCCUUGAAGGGCCUCCCUGGGAGAACCCCGCCCUCAGCAGGAUUCCGAUCCCCAGGAACUGUGCCAGGGCGGACUAACUCACUGCAGGGAAACCCCCUAGCAGGACACAGACAGAACUCUCUAAAAAAGGAGGGAGGAAUAAAGCUUUUGGAGCUGGAAGCUCUACCCCUGGGUCCAAAGGAAGCAAAAAGAAGGAAGAAAAUACAAGAAAUGGAAGAGAUAGAACAAAGGAAGAAGGAGAAGGAAGCAGCUGCAGCAGCAGGGACCAACCCAACCACUGCUUCUUAUACCCCAGACUAUGCUGCCGGUCUAGUGUCUCCUGCCCCCUCUAAGCUGUCCACCUCCACUACCACGUUACCGGGCGUGACGACGGUCUCCCUGUCCACCCCGACCCCCACUGUUACCUAUGUCCCUCCUGCUGCUUCACGCCUGGCGGCUCCAACACCCCCCACUUCUUUUGUUUCCCCUGUCACUGCUACACAGCAACAGGCCAGAGAUAAUCUCCAACAACAGUUAGAGCAACAGCUCGGCCAAUCACAGAUCAGGACACAAACGUCAAUACAAACCAACCAACCACAGACAGCCUUACAAACAAAUGUUCAGCAACUACCCAAUCAGAAUUCUCACCCACAGUCCCAGCCCACAGCAGCUGCAGCUCCACAACAGAAGAAAGGGCUUUCUCUCACAAAAGAACAGAUGUUGGAGGCACAG